ACGAUAUUUGGAGAGCUAUACAGUUUGUGUAAAGGGCGACACGUAAAGCACAGGGAUAGAACGAAAGUUGAACGACAUAUCGUUUAAACUAUUUAUUACAUACUAAUAUACAUAUAUCAAAUCGCAUGUGCUUCUACUCUCCUCUCUCAAAUGAAAAAUGAAAAGUAUGGUUUCUAUUACAUCGACAAAGCCAUAUUCAUUGACAUUGUUAAUGCUGAUGCCUCAUUUCUUUCUAGCGCCUUUUGUUCUAAUGCUAGACCCUUUUGAGUCCACUUCUUCUUUGGUUGUUUGCCCAAGGCUUCCAAUAAUUUCCUCUUCAAUUCUCGCUCCAUUUCCUCUUGCUUUGCUCUUAUUUCAUAGAAUUCAGAUGUUGCUUUUGCAUAUGCUUUUCGUUCAGACAUCUUUUCGUGCGUCAUUAGAUAAAGUUGAUAUUUGAUGACACUAAUAGUUAUAAAAAUUGGAAUGAG
This is a messenger RNA of Mycotypha africana, 467 nucleotides long. RefSeq lists its product as uncharacterized. The transcript has a single exon. NCBI's taxonomy places the organism in Eukaryota, Fungi, Mucoromycota, Mucoromycetes, Mucorales, Mycotyphaceae. The record is from RefSeq and is a predicted model, not a curated record. The coding region runs from base 158 to 436 and encodes 92 amino acids.